AAUAUUUAUAUGCCACAACAGAAUAGAGAGUAGUGCAGUAUCAAAAUUCAAAACCCUAAUUCCCAAACCCCAGCAUCAAUGGCGGACGUCAAAAAAGCUGAUGAAGCAACUGAAUUCCCGGAGAAGCGCAAGAUCGACGUCCCGAAAUCCAUCAACGAAGUUCCCGAGGAGGAAACCGGUGAAGCCGACUCAAACAAGCGGCAGAAAGUCGACACCACCUCCGCCGAAAACGGCGCCGUUUCGCUCCCCGCCGGCGAAAAUGUGGCUGAAUGCGGUGACCAUCUGAACGACGGCGCCGCCGUGGAAGACGAGGAGAAUUCUGAGCAAGAGGAGGAUGCGAAUGGGGAAGUUGAAGAUGAUGUUGACAGAAAGGGGAAAGGGGUUUUGAUAGACAGAAAAGGGAAGGGCAAAAUGAUCGAGGACUCUGAAGAUGAUGAUUCCGACGGCGAUGAUGAUUCCGACGAUUCGAGCGAUGAUUCCGACGGCGAUUUCUCCGAUGGGCUUGAUGACAGUGAUUUGGAGUCAGAUCCACUUGCUGAGGUUGAUUUGGACAACAUUUUGCCGUCCAGGACUAGGCGGCGCUCAAUGCAGCCAGGGCUUCGAAUUUUCGAUGAUUCCGACAAGGGUAACAAUGCUUAAUUGAAAAUUCUUUUGAAACUAGGUUAAAAAAAAAUUAGGGGAAAAAAACUAUGUAGCUUUCAGACCUAGUACUAUCGAGUAGUGUUGUAAUCCGAAAGAGAUGUUCUUUUGAUCAGUUAAUGGAGUUUUUUUUUUCCUUUUUGUUUGUGGCUGAAAAUAUGCAGUGAUCUGCUUUUGGGAAUAUAUUUUUAUUUUAGAUGAUUGCUGC
Messenger RNA from Erythranthe guttata (spotted monkey flower), 847 nucleotides. RefSeq lists its product as uncharacterized. Lineage: Eukaryota; Viridiplantae; Streptophyta; Magnoliopsida; Lamiales; Phrymaceae. The record is from RefSeq and is a predicted model, not a curated record.